UGUCGCACGGCACUGCGAGCGACGGACAUCGAUUCAGGUAGUCGGUCAGACAGACGCAGACGCAGAGCUGCUCAGACCCUUUCUCUUUCUUCCAUGUCUGUCGUGCAAAUGCGCGAACUUUAUUAUCAUUUAAGCACAGCCAUCUCUGUCGUCUCUCCUCUCUCUUUUACCCCCUCCUCGCUUUAACUCUCAAUCGUCUUUGUUCGUUCCUUGGUCGACGCACGCUUUCCCCCCAUCCUCCUUUUUCUCACUCCGCUUCCCGCUUUAUUCCUCGACACCCGCCAUUGAAGAAGCCGCUUCAUCUGCCAGCUGCUCGCUGCCGUUCAUCAACCCGUCCUAACUCACCUCCAGCGCCUCUUUGAGAGCUAGAUACUUCGUGGGUACCUCUCUUUUUCCGUCGAGACGUUCUUGAUCGGCGGUGUUUGGUCGUCGUGGGGGGAUGCACGUGAGGAGUGCUUGGAAUUGAGUAAAGCGCAUCGACCCGUUCGUGUUUUCUCAUCUUGCUGAGGCGAGGGGUGGUUUUUUCAGAGAUUCUGGAUCGAGCUGCCGUUGAAAACCCUUCCUUGUUGCGAUAUUCGUCUUCUUGAUGGCUCCUACGUACUUUCCUCUUCGCUGGGAGAGCACCAGGGAUCAGUGGUGGUACGCGUCCCCCAUAGACUGGGCGGCUGCGAAUGGACACUACGACCUGGUCCGCGAGCUCCUGAAGAUCGACAACAACCACCUCAUCAAGCUCACGUCCCUCCGCCGGAUCCGGCGGCUCGAGACCGUGUGGGACGACGACGAGAAGUUCCACGACGUCGCCAAGUGCCGGUCCCAGGUCGCGCGGAGGCUCUUUCAGGAGUGCGAGUCCAAGAGGGGCAAGAAGAAUUCUCUCCUCCGGGGUGGCUACGGCGGGUGGCUCAUGUACACCGCCGCGUCGGCCGGAGACUUGGGUUUCAUCAAAGAACUUCUCGAGAGGGACCCUUUGCUUGUUUUUGGAGAAGGGGAAUUCGGGGUCACUGAUGUGCUUUAUGCUGCUGCUAGGAGCAAGAGCUGUGAAGUGUUCAAGGUCGUUUUCGAUUUCGCGGUCUCGCCUAGGCUUUCGACGGGGAAAGGUGGAGAAUUGGAGGAGCAUAUCGGGGAGAUUCCUUCACUUUAUAGGUGGGAGAUGAUGAACAGGGCUGCUCAUGCUGCAGCCAGGGGAGGGAAUUUGAGGAUUCUGAAGGAGCUUCUGAGCAAUUGCUCUGAUGUUUUGGCUUAUAGAGAUGCUCUAGGAUCCACCAUCUUACAUGCAGCUGCGAGCAAAGGACAGGUUGAGGUGGUUAAGUACCUUACGGAAUCCUUUGAUAUCGGCAACUCCACAGACCAUCAAGGCAAUACAGCGCUAAACAUUGCUGCUCUUAAGGGUCAAUUAACCACAGUCCAAGCCCUGAUAGCUGCUUCACCCUCAUCUGUCUCCAUCAGAAAUGCUGCUGGAGAAACCUUCCUCCACAUGGCAAUUUCAGGGUUCCAAACUCCCGGUUUCCGAAGAUUGGACAGGCAGAUGGAGCUCAUGAAGCAAUUGGUGCAUGGAAAUGCUUUGGAAGACAUCAUAAAUGCAAAGAAUAAUGAUGGCCGAACUGCUCUUCACAUGGCAAUCAUUGGGAAUGUUCAUUCAGAACUGAUUGAACUUCUGAUGACCGUCCGCUCAAUUGACGUGAAUGUGCGUGAUGAAGAUGGCAUGACCGCACUCGAUCUACUCAAACAACGACCACAUUCUGUAUCAUCAGAUAUCUUGAUUAGACAAUUGAUUUCAGCAGGGGGAAUGUUUGGAGCUCGGGACUUCACGGCCCGAAAAGCCAUUGCUUCCCAUCUGAAGAUGCAAGUUAAUGGAAGCAGUCCAGGGACGUCCUUUAGAAUAGUUGAUAGUGAGAUAUUCUUGCAUACCGGCAUUGAGAAUGCAUUGGACGCCAAUGAUCUGGCUAUUCCCGGAAUUGUUUCAUCUUCAUUCGAUUCAACCAAUGAGAAUGACAGCUCGUUCAUUUGUAAGAAACCGGGGACUGCUAAUUCUGCUGCACAGCGGCUCAGAAAGGUUCUAAUGUGGCCUCGUAAUAAAGAAAAGAAUACCGAGAGAGGUAAAAGAUCGGGUGAUGGAGGAUCAGGUAACUGCAGCUCAGAUGAAACCCCUGUCCCGCUUCGGCAGAGAUUCUCGAAGCCCACUUCGCUUCCUAAUAACAAGAGGACGCUGUCAGUAAGAAGCAAUAUUUCUAGCCCAUCCAAUAGGAAGAAGUUGGCUUCAGGUUUAAGGGACGGGGUUUUGCUGGCUGUACCAAACGUGAAUCUUCCCCAUCGGUCUCGUUCGAGCUCGUUUUCAAAGUCACCACUUUCAUCGCCCAAUUCAGUGAACAAUUAUAAGCAGAAGGGUGUCUAUGCUGAACAUGAGAUUGCCGGGCCAUCAUGCUCCAAGGAAGUCAUUACAGAUGGAAGUCCGAACACAAAGGAUAAACGAGGCUCCUUCCGCAAGAAAUUUAGGGGUCAGUACUUCUGUUUCGGCACUUCGAGUCUAUCUCCGAGGACACCGGUUACAAGGAGACAGUGCCAGAAUCAGGCUUACAAGUGUCCUGUCCCUUCAGUGGCGUGACCGAAAGGGACCAAGAGAUUUGAGAUGUACCCAUGAAGACAGGCACUGAUCAUCGGUUGCAGCACGGAAGCGACUGCCUAUCAUGGAGCAGGUCCUUACGUUCAUGUCUUCUUGAUAGGCUUUUAAAUCCCCUGAGUUGUUUAAUUUGUGGUAAGAAUGUUUGUGUAAUUUCGUAGUCAUCGUCCUGUGUAAUAUAAAAUCGCAUAAUGCUGUUGAACAUCAACUUUAGUGAGGAAAAUUUUCUGUGUUCCUAGAGAUUCUCCUCUUUUUGUGUGAUAAAGGAAAACAAGAAACUUGAAACUAUUUCACAAUGUUCCUCUGCUC
Molecule: messenger RNA, 2923 nt
Organism: Eucalyptus grandis
Lineage: Eukaryota; Viridiplantae; Streptophyta; Magnoliopsida; Myrtales; Myrtaceae
Exons: 2
Coding region: 587-2599 (670 amino acids)
Molecular function (GO): protein binding
Source: RefSeq, a predicted model, not a curated record